CACUGGAAAGCAACAAGCGAAGAGUUCGUUUUUGAUACCGUUGUUGUUGUUUAAUUGGCGUUAUGGGCGGCGAGUCGCGCUUAGAACUAAUACCUCCACUUAGUCUAGUUUAAGCCACUCCACACGACGGUGCGCGGCACAAAGCCUUAGGCCAGAAUAAACUGGAAUCCGUGGGCAACUGAAACCGAAACCGAAGAAACAUAUGCACGAGAGGUUUACGUAUAUAUGCAGACACUUGUAUGUAUGUGCUCGCCGUGACAAAUGAAGCAGUAGUAGCAGUAGGAGUGGGCACGCGAUCCAUAGCCACGUCUGCUACAUCGGUCCAAGCCACCCACCUGUGCCGGACCCCUUCCCAGUUCCAGUUCCAGUCCGAAUCCCACCUCCACUCCAGACACCAUGCUGCCUCGGUUUAGAUCCUUCUAUGGAAAGCUUAUUAUCUUCAUCCUGGUGGCUCUGUGCUUCAUCUUGUACAGCAAGGUGCAGCAGAGCAGCCCCAACGAGGAGGCACCACUCCUCCGACCGGCUGCCCUACGUGGCCAUGGGCGCGACAGGUUUGAGAGCUACAGCGAUAGUGAGAACGAGAUUGCCCGGCCUGCCACCCAGUCGCCCUACGAGCAGACCAUUCAGCUGGACCUGCAGAAGCAGCGUGUUGGCCUGGGAGAGCAGGGAGUGGCUGUGCACCUGACCGGCGCGGCCAAGGUGCGCGGCGAGGCGAUCUACAAGAAGAUCGCCCUCAACGAGGAACUCAGCGAGCAGCUGCUGUACAACAGGAGCGUGGGUGACCAUCGGAAUCCGCUGUGUGCGGCUGAACACUUCGAUGCGGACACUCUGCCCACCGCCAGUGUGGUGAUCAUCUUCUUCAACGAACCCUACUCCGUUCUACUUCGCACUGUGCACAGCACCCUAACCACCUGUAAUGAGAAGGCUCUGAAGGAAAUCAUCCUUGUCGACGAUGGCAGUGAUAAUCCCGAGCUUGGCGGAAAACUGGAUUACUAUAUACGGACGAGGAUACCCGCCGGCAAGGUGACCAUUCUGAGGCUGAAGAACCGCUUGGGUCUGAUCCGGGCCCGACUGGCCGGUGCACGAAUCGCCACGGGAGAUGUACUCAUCUUUUUGGAUGCUCACUGCGAGGGCAACAUCGGCUGGUGCGAGCCUCUUCUGCAGCGCAUCAAGGAGUCCCGGACCAGUGUUCUGGUGCCCAUCAUUGAUGUGAUCGAUGCCAAUGACUUCCAAUACAGCACCAAUGGCUACAAGUCCUUCCAGGUGGGUGGAUUCCAGUGGAACGGCCACUUCGACUGGAUCAAUCUGCCGGAGAGGGAGAAACAGCGCCAGCGUCGAGAGUGCAAGCAGCAGCGGGAGAUCUGUCCGGCUUACAGUCCCACUAUGGCCGGUGGAUUGUUCGCAAUGGACCGGCGAUACUUCUGGGAGGUGGGCAGCUACGAUGAGCAGAUGGACGGCUGGGGCGGCGAGAACUUGGAGAUGUCCUUCCGCAUCUGGCAGUGUGGUGGCACCAUUGAGACGAUUCCCUGCUCCCGCGUCGGACACAUCUUCCGUGACUUCCAUCCUUACAAAUUCCCCAACGAUCGAGACACUCACGGCAUUAACACAGCCCGCAUGGCUUUGGUGUGGAUGGACGAGUAUAUAAAUAUCUUCUUCCUGAACCGACCGGAUCUGAAGUUCCACGCAGACAUCGGUGACGUUACCCACCGGGUGAUGCUCCGCAAGAAGCUGCGCUGCAAGAACUUCGAGUGGUACCUGAAGAACAUCUAUCCGGAGAAGUUCGUGCCCAACCACGAUGUGAAUGCCUGGGGAAAGGUGCAGGCCGUGAGCAGCAACCUCUGCCUCGACGAUCUGCUGCAGAACAACGAGAAGCCAUACAAUGUGGGCCUCUAUCCUUGUGGCAAGACGCUGCAAAAGUCACAGCUCUUCUCCUUCACCAAAACGCAAGUGUUGCGCAACGAAUUGAGCUGUGCCACUGUCCAGCACAGCGAGUCCCCACCGUAUAGAGUGGUCAUGGUGCCGUGCCUGGAGAACGAUGAGUUCAAUGAGCAGUGGAAGUACGAGCGCCAGCACCUUGUUCACAGCAACACGGGCAUGUGCCUGGACCACAGGGGCCUCAAAACCCUGGACGAUGCUCAGGUGGCGCCCUGCGAUCCCCACAGCGAUUCGCAGAGAUGGAUCAUCCAGCACUAAGGACAGAAGUCAAUGGGGAACGAGGGAUGGGGACCAAACUGAGAAAAACUGACUAACGCAACAGACUCGAAUGAUAAUUCGAAUUAGAGCAUCAACUUGUAAAUAUCUAAAAAUUGAAGGAUAGAAUUAUAUAUUUUCUAUACACCCAAUGUGUAUAUUAAGGAAGGACCGAGGAGGAGUUGUGGUAGCUAGUGCAAAUCAAAUCAAAAGAAGAAAAUCAAACGCAAACAAGUCAUUUGGGAAAAGCUAAUAACAAUUAACUGUGUGUUGUGUAUUCUGUGUGUGUAAUUAGAUAUAUAUAUAUUGAGAGAGAUUUGUGAAACAAAACAGAGCGUCGGUAUAUCCUAUGUAAAUGCUUCACCGAUGACCAUAGUCGCCAUGUGAUCAGGAAACGAUGAGGAUGCAACAAAAGCAUUCCACCGCACGGGAGUCCACUGGAAUCUCCUGCUAUUAAACAAAAACCAACUAUGUAAACAGUAAACUAAAAGUGUUGUAAGCAUUUAUCUACUAACAUAAAUUUUUGCCAUUUGUUUUCAUAAAUAAAAUACAAAACAGCUCUUCCGACUGGAAGAUGCACAUCAUUAGA
Molecule: messenger RNA, 2779 nt
Organism: Drosophila bipectinata
Lineage: Eukaryota; Metazoa; Arthropoda; Insecta; Diptera; Drosophilidae
Gene: Pgant1
Product: Polypeptide N-Acetylgalactosaminyltransferase 1
Biological process (GO): protein O-linked glycosylation
Cellular component (GO): Golgi apparatus
Molecular function (GO): polypeptide N-acetylgalactosaminyltransferase activity
Source: RefSeq, a predicted model, not a curated record